Messenger RNA from Leishmania braziliensis MHOM/BR/75/M2904, 1440 nucleotides. RefSeq lists its product as hypothetical. Bases 1 to 1440 code for a protein of 479 amino acids. The record is from RefSeq and is a predicted model, not a curated record. Lineage: Eukaryota; Euglenozoa; Kinetoplastea; Trypanosomatida; Trypanosomatidae. The transcript has a single exon.
AUGUCCUUCCUGCGUCCUACCGUGUCGAGCCUGCGGCGUGCGGUCAGCGGUGCGCAAGACGAGCAACACUGCCAUAGAGGUCCCUCUGCCGCUGCGGGUGUCGCGCAACCCUUUUCGGCACAGCCGAUCUUCCACAACACUGCUACAUCCGACUACUCUCACGUGUCUAGUCGUGUCAAUACCGGCCUUCGCAGUCGCGUUCGUACAGCGUCUCUAACUCGAUGUCCCGCUGCCGCCGCCGCGUCACGCUCGCCGUCCCUUCGUGAGUUUGCUGACAAGUGCGACAGUGUCAUCCAGCGAGCACAGGCGAUGCUGGAGCGCACGCACGAGCAGGAGUUGAAGGUGACAAUGGCGCUUGAGGAGCGUAAGUCGCAAUCCCCCGCACGCCAGGCAACGCCGCUCCUGCAAACAGAGUCGACCCCGCAACGGACGCCAGCUAACACACAAGGUGGCCUCUCUUUUUCCACGUCGUCCCCGGCGAUGCUGAACGCACCGCAUACUACACCAGUGGCGCCAUCAAGUGCGGUAUCCUCGACUGCCAUCACCACUUCACCCUCUCUUCCGCUGCUCCCGGCCCCUCCGCCAACUCCGGCAGGCCUCCCGCGCAGCCCGCCCCCCACGCAGUGGGACGCUGACACGAGCCUCAGAGAUCCCACCAGCCACUCCUCCCCCUCGCUCUUGCAACGCCUUCGGCGAUCCUGGCAGCGUGGAUCCAGUCAGGCAGGGGAGACCCACGCAACUUCGCCUAUGCCAUCCACGCCGGAUGUGGCCCUGUUUACCGGCGCCGCUCGUGUGAGCCCGCGCAAGUCUGUGCGCUUCGCCAGCCCCGAGAAGCUGGAGACAGUCACACCGACAAAGGUGGUCCAGUUAUGGAGCGAUGGCGAUGACGACGAAGACGAGGAGACAAGUGAGGACGAUGAGGAGCAGGAGCGACUGCCGCCCACCAAGAAGAUGCGCUCUGAGUCGAGGAGUAGCAGUCACACGCCUCACCGCGACUCCGUCGCAGUGCUGCCAGCUCCACCUCCGUCCGCCGUCAAGUCCGACAGUUGUAGCCGCAACGCGAGCAGCAACUCUUUACUUCCCUCUGAGACUCCCUCACCGUCGCGCAGCACUGCGUCCCCGCCGUCCCCGCAUAGGGAGCGCACCCGAUCGCUGUCCGCCACACGCACUACCUCCCCUCAAGAGCGCAGCGGCAGUAGUGGUCGCAGCUCCACCACCUCGACGCGCCCGCUGAUGGACCAUGACGAGGUCAAGGAGUACAUCAUACACCACACCAUCCGCAGCUCUCUCUCGUGUAUCUCGAGGGCCAACAUGGAGGACUAUCUCAGAGAGGAGGGCGUGGCGCUGCCAGCCGAGGGACAUUGUCUGAAGCGGCACCUCCUCGCACGCAUCCGAGUCCUCAUCAAGCAGGGAACGACACCACAUUCACACCAGAAAUAG